This is a messenger RNA of Suncus etruscus (white-toothed pygmy shrew), 384 nucleotides long. RefSeq names its product 60S ribosomal protein L19-like. The transcript has a single exon. The coding region runs from base 1 to 384 and encodes 127 amino acids. The record is from RefSeq and is a predicted model, not a curated record. Gene Ontology annotation, cellular component: ribosome; cytosolic large ribosomal subunit. NCBI's taxonomy places the organism in Eukaryota, Metazoa, Chordata, Mammalia, Eulipotyphla, Soricidae. Gene Ontology annotation, molecular function: structural constituent of ribosome; RNA binding. Gene Ontology annotation, biological process: translation.
AUGAUCAAAGAUGGGCUGAUAAUCCGGAAGCCUGUGACUGUCCAUUCCCGGGCUCGAUGCCGGAAAAAUACUUUGGCACGCUGCAAAUUUCGGCAUAUGGGCAUAGGUAAGCGCAAAGGUACUGCCAAUGCCAGAGAAGGUGGUUGGAUGAGGAGGAUGAGGAUUCUGCGCAGGCUGCUCAGGAGAUACCGGGAAUCUAAGAAGACUGACCGCCACAUGUAUCACAGCUUAUACCUAAAAGUGAAGGGAAAUGUGUUCAAAAAUAAGAGAAUCCUCAUGGAGCAUAUCCAUAAGCUGAAGGUAGACACGGCCAGCAAGAAAUUCCUGGCUGACCAGGCUGAGGCCCUCAGGUCCCAAGACCAAGGAAGCAUGCAAGUGCCGUGA